GCACCCCGCAUCCACAAGCACUUCCUCUUCACAUAGAAUUUGAUGUCCAGCCGAAGAUUGUCAAACGAUCUGCAUCAUUAAGCGUUGCAUGAACUGUGAGUACAGAUUCAUCAGAAUUUAGGACAUUUUAGAUGAAUGAAUCUGUACUACCAGAAUUUGUCUUCAAAGCAUUUGAAUCCCAUUCUAUAUCAAAUGAACACAAUUGACCGGUACUUCAUGAUCAUUUCAGUGGUUUAGAAUACCCACUGAUCCCACACAUAAACACGUUCCAGAAUGUUUGCCUGACAUACAAAUUAUGCAUUAUGCAACAAGCUGUUCAAAGGCACAUAGAUGAAUUUGAAGGUGUAAUGCACACCAUAUGUUUUCUGAUGGUCAUGGCAUUGUUUGGGAAAUAUUUACUGUGAUUCAGAAGUGACGAUAGUACUGUGUAAGGUCGUUUGCUGAAGCUGCAGCUAUGAAGGUCGAUCUGCCAACUAGUUCGGCUCUUCAGCUGGGAUCAAAGAUACAAAACAGGGGAGCAGUGCUGGGUGUAGUGUACAGAUCCGGUUUCCUCGUGCUCCUCAUGUUCGUGGGGUACAAAAUGGCCGUUGCAUGCAGCCGAAACGUGUUUCUGCAAGACUACAUAGCAAGUCUGCAACCAGGCUUGGUGCAGGUCGUUGUUCCGUUGAACUCCUCCACCGACUCAUCACUGGAAUCAGCAAAAACCAGGACAGGAGAGCAGCCGACGAAGUUUGACACUUGGCCACUGCUCUUCCCAACCUUCCCAAACGAGAGUGUGAGCAUACUGCAACAAAUAACUGAAAAUAAUACUGAGCCGUGUUACAGGCAAAGAACUUAUACUGCUCAAGUGUUUGGACUGCCGAAGCCAGUGGACGGUGAACCCAUCCAACUCCAAACUGGAAAAAUUCACGAGCUUCUGAUAGUGUCCUAUGAAGAAAGUGGCCGGAGAAGGUGCGCGGGAGGAGACUUUUUUGAGACUGAUCUGUCAAGCGACAAUUGGAAGGCGCGUCCUACAAUCCUCGACAACCGUGAUGGCUCCUAUGCCGUAAAAUUCAUGGUGGAUUCACGCUUUGCAGGCCUGUUCGUUUUCAAGGUGAUGCUAUUGUUUGCUAAUUUUCAUGCCUUGGACGCGUCCAACUGCACUGAGUGGUCACGCCUGGAGGACAUCCUCACUGUGGAAAUUGAGUUUGUUGCGCCAGAUCCACAACAAGAAAGUUUGCCGGAUUUGAGGAGGUGUACAGACGAUGACUUCAGCUUGAAGGCAUGGAGUGGUAGGUGGAAUCGUCAUACUUGGAACCAGACGUGCGAGAUUCGUGACGACGGGAGGUUCAUCUGCAUUGACCUCGACGAAGAAUGUGAAGCUCCGUGGUGCGAAGGCAAGGUAGGGCUGUUGGAGAGCAAUGGUUGGGUAUACUCCGCCCACUGCAAGUUCAAGAUCUUCACAAGAGAUGAAGCCUGGGACUGCCUCAACGGACGCUGGCUGUUCUUUUGGGGGGAUUCCAACCAUGAGGACAGUGUUCGCAAUCUGCUCAACUUGGUGCUAGGGUUUCCUCUCACGGACGUCAACCACAUGCGACGGUGGUUCAAUGGCACUUUCUAUCAUCCCAAGAAGGCAAAUCACUCGCUCACAAUCACGAAGAUUUUCAAUGGCCACGGUGAGGAGUUAGGCAACCUCCUGGGCCUCUCCAGCCUCCGGAACGAACGGUACCGAGACCUACUUGUCUCUUUCUUCAACGGAACGCACACGCCGGACACCAUGGUAAUGAACUCUGGCCUCCACGACGCGCAUUUCUACCAGACGGCCAGUGAGUUCGCGGAAGAGGGCGUCGACUACGCCAUCGACUUCUGGAACGGACUUUGGCGACAUGCACGCCCCGCAAUCGUGUACAGAACUACGGUAACAAGCGCUGGAUAUGCGAAGGGCGAAUCUGGUCACGCCCGAGACGGCCUGCCAAAUCCUCACAAGAUGGAGAUUUACAACCGCAUCUUUGUGGAGAAAAUGCAGGAGUUGAAUUACGUUCCGAGCCUGAAAGUGGUGGACGCGUUCGAUUUGACAUUCCCCUGGCACUACGACUUGAAUCACACAGAUGGAGUCCAUUAUGGCCGAGAGCCUUCGAAAACCCCAUGGCCAUGGCGCCCUCACCAUGAGUAUCGAAAAGUCACUCAAGUGGGUCAUCAAUAUUUCGUCGACCUCAUGCUCGUCCACAUUCUCCUCAAUGCCAUUUGUCCUGUCUAAUCCCAGGACGCCAAGGAGCACUUCUCUGCUCUAAGCAUCUGUGCUUCUGCAAAGGUGCACUGAUUGUGAGACUUCACACAAAAUGAUUAAUAUACCCAGUUCGCAAACUCCCUUUCACUUAGUUCGCAAACUACAAUUGCUCUCUUAUGUCUGUAGAGCGUGUCCAGCAUUGUCCGCCUCACCGGAACUUUUAGUUUGGCGGAACUGGAAUGGAUUCGAUGCAAUCUCAUCAAGUACUAGCUCACUCACUGGUUACAGAACCGACUCACGAGAUUUCUUACGCAUUGUAGAAUGUACACUAGGAACUUGAACUUGCAUAAAUCAUCACCAAAUAUAUGUUUUUUAUGUUUUGUGCAAAA
Physcomitrium patens is the source of this 2595-nucleotide messenger RNA. RefSeq lists its product as uncharacterized. The record is from RefSeq and is a predicted model, not a curated record. NCBI's taxonomy places the organism in Eukaryota, Viridiplantae, Streptophyta, Bryopsida, Funariales, Funariaceae.